Molecule: messenger RNA, 720 nt
Organism: Vicia faba (fava bean)
Lineage: Eukaryota; Viridiplantae; Streptophyta; Magnoliopsida; Fabales; Fabaceae
Source: the annotation of a GenBank genome assembly
AUGCAUGUAGCAACAACAACGAUACCCAGUUACCACCGCCACCACCGCAUCUACGCUUCACUCUUCGCCAUCGCCAAACUCAAAACAAGCACAAUGGCGAGCAGCAGCAGCAGUAACAAUUCGGGUGAAUUCACAACAAUCAAAGAGAGAGUCACUUUCCAGAAAGACAUAAAGAAAAGCAAGUUCAUCGCCAUUGCUGGCUCCGUCUCCGACGACAAAUCCGCCAUGUCUUUCCUUUCUCAGGUUCGGGAUCCAAAAGCUACUCAUAAUUGCUGGGCUUAUAAGGUGGGGGAUCAAUAUCGGUCCAAUGAUGACGGUGAACCUUCAGGUACGGCUGGGAAACCAAUAUAUUCUGCUAUUUCUACUUCAGGAAUAGAUAGAGUAAUGGUGGUUGUAAUCAGGCACUUUGGUGGUAUCAAACUAGGCGCUGGAGGAUUGGUCAGGGCUUAUGGAGGAGUUGCAUCAGAAUGUCUGAAGAAUGCUCCGACUUGCCUUGUUAAAACAAAGGUGCCAAUGGGUGUAGAAGUCCCAUUUGACUUACUUGGAGUGCUCUACCAUCAGCUGCAGUCUUUUAAUGUGGAAGACAUGAAGCAGGAUUAUGAUACAGGUAAAGAUGACAUAUCCAUGGUUACUUUUAAAGUUGAGUUUGACCAAGCUGAGAAAUUGGAGGAUACACUGAAAGCCAAUUGUAGCCGAGAUUUGAAGUUUUAUAAGCAUUGA